AUGCAUAAGGUAGUUCAUUUGGAUUUAAAAGGUGCACCUUUAAAAGUCGAUUAUUUAGCAAAAGUGUUUCAUUGUAUUAAGUCAUGGGGAGCUACAGGAGUGCUUUUGGAAUGGGAAGAUACAUUUCCUUACAAAUUGAAUUUAAUAGAAAUUGGAAGUCAAAAUGGUGACAGUGGCAGUGGAGGUGAUGGUCUUUAUAAAGCUGAAGAUGUCCAAGCAAUAUUCAGACUUGCUAAAGAUAACUGCCUUGAAGCAAUACAGCUGAUUCAAACUAUUGGCCAUAUGGAUUUUGUCUUAAAGCAUCCAACUCUUCAUGGGUUGCGAGAGGUGAAAAAUUCACCUGCAGUCCUCUGUCCAUCAAAACCAGAAGCUUUUAAACUUGUAACCUCAAUGUUGGAACAAGCUUUGGAAGUGCAGCCCGAAGCUACUUUUAUACAUAUUGGGGCUGAUGAGGUUUGGCACAAUGCUAUAUGUGAAGAAUGUCAAAGAAGAUCAACUACUAGUGAACAUAAGACUGCAUCAUUGUACCUUGAACACAUUCAAAAUGUAAUCUUAUUCCUAAAACACAAAAGACCAAAUUUGACUAUCCUCAUGUGGGAAGACAUGUUGCGGUCAAUGAAUGUCGAAACUAUAAGGUCUUACAGGCUUGGUGAUUUAGUUCAACCAGUUGUAUGGCACUAUAAUCCAAAGGAAUGUUUCCUGUUGGAUCCGACCAUGUGGGAUUCUUAUGGACAAAUAUUUCCAAACGUCUGGACCGGAUCUGCCUUCAAGGGCGCUAAUGGAGCAUGUCAGGUUUUGUCACCAGUUGCAAGAUAUAUUAGUAAUCAUGAGGGCUGGUUGCACGAAAUUGAUAAGUAUUCUAGUAAAAUCAAUUUUGUUGGGAUCAUCCUUACUGGAUGGUCAAGGUAUGACCAUUACGCGACGCUGUGCGAGCUUCUGCCAGUUUCAUUGCCCUCCUUGAAGAGCUGUCUGCAAGUUUUGAUGAAGCCCACAAAGUCUUCGGAGGGCGCUGUCAGCGAAGUCAUACCAGAUGAGGAGUGGCCAGGCGUUGAGCUGGCGAGAUGCGUGCACUCCUUUGUGAUCCUGAGAGAGCGCUGCCUCGCUUUCAUACACGGCGACAUAAUUGCAACGUGGCUCAAUCCGUGGCAGCUAAGGAAUGAGUAUACGAAUCCAUUGCAACUUGAAAAUAUUGUAUCCACAUCGAAACAUUUGUUGACGGAGCUAACGGCCCUACAGCAGCAGACGUCGGUGCAUCUUCACGCCAUUACAGGUUGGAGGAGUGCCGAGGAAUGGCUGGGAACCUUCCUGGCCCCUUUGGUUCGGCGGAUAGCGAGCAUACACGAGUCGGCCGAGUCGCGGUUCAAAUCCGACGCAAGCGUUCAACCGAAGUGCGUCGCAGAUUGUAAAAUGGAG
Messenger RNA from Iphiclides podalirius (scarce swallowtail), 1413 nucleotides. NCBI's taxonomy places the organism in Eukaryota, Metazoa, Arthropoda, Insecta, Lepidoptera, Papilionidae. The record is from the annotation of a GenBank genome assembly.